UCGUCUAAACUCCGCGAAGCUUCCUGCUGCUGUUGUUUUUGUUGUUUUUUCUGGUUUCUCUCCGCCCAGACUCAACAUGGGGAACUGUUUAACGGUGGGGCCGAACGAGGCGCUGGUGGUGUCCGGUGGUUGCUGUGACUCUGAUGAUAAGACCUACAUGGUGGGAGGCUGGGCCUGGGCUUGGUGGCUCAUCUCAGACACACAAAGGAUAACCCUGGAGAUCAUGACUCUGCAGCCUAAAUGUGAGAGCGUGGAGACGGCAGAGGGAGUGGCCAUCACUGUCACAGGAGUGGCUCAGGUGAAAGUCAUGACGGAGCACGACUUGCUGGCGAUAGCUUGUGAGCAGUUUCUGGGGAAAUCGGUGAUGGAAAUCAAAGCUGUGAUUAUUCAGACCUUGGAGGGACAUCUGCGCUCCAUUCUGGGGACACUGACUGUAGAGCAGAUCUAUCAGGACAGGGACCAGUUCGCUAAACUGGUGAGGGAGGUCGCAGCUCCAGAUGUGGGAAGGAUGGGCAUCGAGAUUCUCAGCUUUACCAUCAAGGAUGUGUACGAUAAACUGGAUUACCUGAGCUCUCUGGGGAAGACUCAGACCGCUGCAGUCCAGAGGGACGCUGACAUCGGCGUGGCUGAGGCAGAGAGGGAUGCUGGGAUACGGGAAGCAGAAUGCAAGAAGGAGAUGAUGGACGUCAAAUUCAAGGCUGACACCAAGAUGGCCGACUCCAAGCGAGAACUGGAGCUGCAGAAAGCUUCUUUCAAUCAGGAAGUCAACACGAAGAAAGCCGAGGCCCAGCUGGCGUACGAGCUGCAGGCGGCCAAGGAGCAGCAAAAGAUCCGCCUGGAGGAGAUCGAGAUCGAAGUGGUGCAGAGGAAGAAACAGAUCACCAUCGAGGAGAAGGAGAUCAGCCGGACGGAGAAGGAACUCAUCGCCACGGUGAAGAGACCCGCCGAAGCCGAAGCCUACAAGAUGCAGCAGCUGGCCGAAGGACACAAGACUACCAAAGUGCUGCUGGCUCAGGCCGAGGCCGAGAAGAUCAAGAAGAUCGGCGAGGCGGAAGCUUCCUCCAUCGAGGCGGUGGGCAAGGCGGAGGCUGAGAAGAUGAGGCUGAAGGCUGAAGCUUACCAGCAGUACGGAGAGGCAGCCAAGACCGCUCUGGUCCUGGAGGCCCUGCCGAAGAUUGCUUCUAAGGUGGCGGCGCCGUUAGCCAGGACCAAUGAGAUCGUCAUCCUCAGCGGGGAGGGCAACCGUGUGACGGGCGAGGUGAACCGCCUUUUGGCUGAACUUCCUGUUUCUGUCAACGCUCUCACUGGAGUGGAUCUGUCAAAGAUGCCGCUGCUGCAGAAGAUGACCAGCAGUCAGGCCUGAAACCCGACGACUCCCCGUGACUUUAGUAUCCGUUGUAUGCACUCUCAUAGACUGCCUUUAAUACACUUGAAGAAUUUAGUUGUUUUAUACGUAUACACUGUCUACCAAGUGAAUAUCGGAAACCUCUGGUGCCUUACUUUAUACAGGACCAGAAUAUCUGCAUGCACUGCUGCUCAAUGAAAGAUUUAUUUUUAUUUAGGUUUAACAUAGGAACAUUUUGUGUUUUUCCUCUUUAAUCAUUUAUUUUUUUAUAUAUUUAAAUUGUGUAUAUUGACCCAUUUGUAUAAUUUGUCACUCAACUGACCUCCUGACUCUUAUUCAUACAUUUGUAUUAAGAUGUUAACUUUGAUAAUUAUACAUUAGGGUUCUUGCUGUUUAAGACAACGAAGCCUCAGCUCUCAAUUUAACAGGCAUUUUUGUUCAUUUAUAUACCUCCUUUCUUUUUUUUCUUUAUUUAUUGACACAUCUGCAUUCCCGAGAUAAUCUGAAUCUUUUCCUGUUCAUUUUUUCUUUUUUGUGUGUGUGUGUGUGUGUGUGUGUUGUAAUUUUUUUUAAAUAUCAGACGUUAUUCAGGUUAUGUUAUGUCAGUGAUUAAUUUUAUACAAUGCAACACAGGUGCUCACAAUCUUAAAAGAAGCCCCUUUUUUUUUUGGUUUGUUCCUAUGUACAAAGUUUUAUUCUCCAGAUACUGUUGGUUGUUGGUUUCAGGCAUGAUAGAUAUGAUUAUCAUUUAUGUGCUGACAGGAAUACAGGAAGCAAAUUCUUGUGCUAAUAUAGUUAGCUCGUAAUGUGGUUAUUAAUCUAUUAAUUAAUACUGUGCGUUUUAAUAUAAAAUGUCUGUAUCUUUGGCUUUCAUUAAGACUGAAAACGUAGCUCGGUGUUUAAAAAAAAAAGAAAAAAAGAUGGAAAAAUGAAUUUGUGGGCAUAUUGUAAAAAAAAAUGGCAGGCUUGGAUUUGUGUGAAAUAUGUUCUGAAGAUUAAACACAGUGACGCCAAAUAUAAGAGGAGAGGAGGAUGUAAAUGCUGAGCCAUAUUAGACAGGGUGUCACACGUGGAUGUAUUAGAAGAGCUGAAGGGCGCCACCACUCAGCAAAUGGUCACUCAUGGUACUGCAGCUUUUUUUUUUUUUUUUUUUUUUUAACUUUCCCCAAGCCAAGAAAAAAAAUUUAAAAAUCUAGUCUACACUGUAAAAAAAUGCCUGUUAUAAAACGGAAACAUCCUGUAAAAUUAAAAAUGUAGGUAAACUGUAAAAAAAAACAACAACAACCAUGAAUUAUAUUUACCAUAAUUAACAUCUAUCACUGUUAUUUUACAAGAAACCUCUGUAUAAUUCCAUAAAAUCUUUGACUUUUAACAUAUAUUAAAUGUUAAAAUAAAGUCAUAUAAUUUUAAAUAAACAGAAUAAUAAAAAAAUGGUAAAAACUGACAUUUAGAAACUGGUAAUUGUUACAGAUCGUCUUUGCUAAAUUACAUGAGACGUGUCAUUAAACAGCUUAUUUUUGUUGUUUUAAUUGCAGCGGGCAACACAAAGCUAGAAAAAUGGACUUAAUGGACUGAAUGGACGCUCUUAUAAUACAUCCAUGGUGCCAACAAAACAAACUUUACAACCACUUCUGUUCAAUGUUUGCACUGAUUUGUUUUAAUAACUGUGAAAUAUAGAUAAUAUAAAUGUUUUUUUUUAGUUCUUUAACUUAUCAGACAAUCUGUUUUUUGUCAUUUGUAUUUGCUGUUUUGUUAAAUAGUUUUACAUUUCCUUGUUUGUUUUGGGGUCUAAUUCACCAAAUGUCAGACUUCUCUUUGUUCCUACAGGUGAAUUAUAAUAUUAUAUUAUAACUAACAUGAGAGUGAUGUGGAAGCCUGGUUGAGAAUGGGACUUUACAGUGAAGUAGGAGAUAUUAUGGGCUUUAUUUUAACGCACAAAUGUAACAAUAAGCGGCGGCGUGGUAGCUUUUAGGUGCAUAGACGGUGAUUAUUAAAUACUCUCUCAGCCAAUCACAUCGCUGCUCUCAUACCUCUGCAGCCAAAGACGGAUGAAGCAGUCUUUUUCCCUCUAUCAGUUUAGUUAAUAUAAUAACAAUAGAAACUGAUUUGUUGAAGCUUUUUACAUGAUUAUAUCAGACUUUAAUUUUUAAUGUAUCUCACCUGUAAAAGGUCACAUACUUAAAAAAGAAAGUUGAAAAAGGUUGUGAUGAGCUGUUAUAAUUUAUCAACACUUCAGUCCUUCAGUCCGCCUGAAGGAGAAACUUUUCAUACAGUAUAAAGCAGAUACUGUAAUAAUCAGGCGGCGGCUUCUGCAUUUAAAAAAAAAAAAACAUUUAAAAAGUAAAUUCUGGUUUAAGUCACUUUUUCUGAAUAGUUUAUAAUGACAUGUUUAAUCUGAUUGGCUGUUUUUUUAAUUAGAUGCAUUUGAUUUUGAAGCGUAAAUAAAUAAUUAACUCAUUAACAGAUGAAUGUAGAAAUAUAACUAACUACAUUUAAACCAUUUUAACCUCCUGUGACACUGCGUCCUCAUAUGGGGACAUUACAUUUUGGGUUUGCUGGACCUUAAACUCCAUUCUGCUUAACUUUGACAUGUUGACCUCAUUCGUACACAUGUUUUUGUGCCACCUAGUGGUCACAAAAGCACAUUACAGUGUAAAAAACCAGACGGCAGGCAACAUGUUGUUUAUUUAUGCUUAAUAAUGUUUGUAGUUUGAUACAAAUUUGACUCAUUUAAGUGAAAACAACAAGCUACAACACUGUUAAUCAACACUUUUGAUGACAUUGAGACUUUAUUAUCAUUGUUAUUGUAAAUGUAAGGAAAUAAAUAGUUUUAUACACGGGUGAUUUAACUGUGUUAUAAAGUAAAAUAAACCCAUUGUCCUCCCAUAUGAGGCAUUAUUCAUUUCAAAAUCUACUUCCUGUUCAAAAACAAUGCUUAGUUGUUCUACUUAUCAGGUCCCAAAUAUUUAGGAAACAUUAAAAAUGCACAUCAAACAAAAGCUCGGGUCUCAGGAGGUUAAAACAAAAAAGUAAAAUUACAAACUUUGGAAAAAUACUUGUAAUUCGUUGCUUCCACCUCUGCUUACUGUUAUUUAUUUAUUUCUAGGUUUAUUCUUUUUGGAGAAAUUGUGAAUAAUGACCAAAAUAAAUCACUACUACACUGUUUGCAUCAGUCAUACAAUGAAAUAGAAUAAAUAGUGUUCAUGUGAACCAUCCCAAACUAAACUGUCUCUGGCUCCCUGCUCAGACUGAUUUACCGACUUUGCAGCUUUAACCACAUUAAAUGACUAUUUCCUGUGAUGAUUUUGGCUGGAGAGUAUUUAAAUGAACUUCAAAUACAUGUAUAUUUUUUAACACAAAUCUAUUAUUGCAGCAAAUAUUUACUUUGAUCUUGUUGAUAGAAAAUCACCAAAGCAGCAGCAGAUUGACGUCAAACCACGUAUAACAGACGUAGAUAUUCUGAUGAGUCUGUUGUCAUGGUGACGUCUGGGGUCAGAUUUUAACCAAACUACCAUUACUGUCUUUACAUAAAGUGAGUUUUACGUCCGUUAUGAGCAGCGUGUUCACACAGACUUUACACAGGACUGUUAUUUCUCUCAUCAUCCGCUGAUUUGUUUAAUUUUAAUCAUUAUUUGCUGAUGCAGUGGACUCGAUAAUACUGUGAUCAUAUUGAUUCAUUGCUUUUUUUUGCAGGCGAAUAUUUGUGUCCAGUGUAUAAAAUUAUCUUUAAUAUGUUGUUUUUUUUUUUUUAUUUGUAAUAAUCUGUGUGUUAUACUGCAUGCCAUCUUGUCUGUCUGUACUCACAUGAAUUAGAUCACUCUUAUAAAGCUAAACGUCAUUCUAAUAAA
Molecule: messenger RNA, 5193 nt
Organism: Scomber scombrus (Atlantic mackerel)
Lineage: Eukaryota; Metazoa; Chordata; Actinopteri; Scombriformes; Scombridae
Product: flotillin-2
Exons: 11
Coding region: 77-1363 (428 amino acids)
Biological process (GO): protein localization to plasma membrane; regulation of myoblast differentiation
Cellular component (GO): plasma membrane
Source: RefSeq, a predicted model, not a curated record